Molecule: messenger RNA, 1140 nt
Organism: Hyposmocoma kahamanoa
Lineage: Eukaryota; Metazoa; Arthropoda; Insecta; Lepidoptera; Cosmopterigidae
Exons: 1
Coding region: 1-1140 (379 amino acids)
Source: RefSeq, a predicted model, not a curated record
AUGCCUUUAAAGGCUGAACUAAAUGAAUUACAACCUGGUGAUUCCUUCUCUGUAGCGUUGCAAAGAUUUUUAACACUAGAGAAAAAGUUUCAAAGAAACAACUUGUAUCUAGAACAGUAUAAACAGUUUAUUGAAGAGUACAUAAAAUUGGGGCAUGCUAAAAUAGUAGACAUAGGUGAAUAUGAUGUCCAAUGUGGGUCUGUUUACUUCCUGGCUCAUCAUGCUGUUUUAAAUAUGGACAGUUUAACAACAAAGUUGCGUGUAGUAUUUGAUGGUAGUAUGAAGUCUAAGUCUGGGGUCUCUUUAAAUGAUGUCAUGAUGAAUGGUCCGGUGGUUCAAAGUGAACUAUUUGAUAUCCUUCUUCUGUGGAGGACCUUUAUUUACACCCUUAGUUGUGAUAUUACUAAAAUGUUUAGGGCUAUUCGGUUGAAUUCGUCUCAAACCACCCUCCAAAAUAUUCUUUGGCGUGACAACCCCAGCUUGCCCAUCAGGUGUUUACAGCUGCAAACUGUUACUUACGGAUUGAAGGCAUCCACCUUUUUAGCUACACGCUGCCUUACAGAGUUAGCCCAUAGAUUUCAAAAGGAAUAUCCACUAGCGGCGGAAGCCUUGUUUAAGGGUACAUUCGUUGAUGAUGUAAUUUCAGGCUCACAUGAUGAGGAUCAGCUGGUAGCGCUAAAAAAUCAGUUGAUUCAGUUAUUACAGAAGGGGAGUUUCGAUCUCCACAAGUGGUGCUCGAAUAUAGCUAAAGUACUUGACGAUAUUCCUGAUGAGAAAAAGUAUUUUGAAGAACUUGAUAUUAAUAGGAGUAACAUUGUUAAGACAUUAGGCUUGAAGUGUGACAUUUUGAAUGAUCAAUUGACAUUCACAUCUCCAAGUACCGAUUGUACUGAAAUUCAAACAAAGCGUAAAGUUAUAAGUUUCAUUGGGAGAAUGUUUGAUCCAUUAGGACUUAUUGCUCCAAUUAUAGUGAUAGCUAAACUCCAAAUGCAAAAAUUAUGGUCUAUGAAUAUAAACUGGGACUCUAUAUUGCCCCAAGAACAACUUCAUAGUUGGAUAUCAUUUUUAGAUAGUUUACAAGUCAAUGGGGACUCUUACUGUUCCGAGAUAUGUGAACAGUCAUACAAACAUUUGUGCUGA